This is a messenger RNA of Rana temporaria (common frog), 1738 nucleotides long. RefSeq names its product mitochondria localized glutamic acid rich protein (gene MGARP). The record is from RefSeq and is a predicted model, not a curated record. Gene Ontology annotation, cellular component: mitochondrion; mitochondrial outer membrane. Lineage: Eukaryota; Metazoa; Chordata; Amphibia; Anura; Ranidae. The transcript has 11 exons. The coding region runs from base 94 to 1422 and encodes 442 amino acids. Gene Ontology annotation, biological process: anterograde axonal transport.
UUUCUCCCCCCCCCCCCUUCUGUCAAGCCGCUGUCGCUGACAAGGUUGUGCCCGUUCAGUGAUCCUCGGAGCUCUACACUGAUAUCAUCAACCAUGCUUUUGUGCAGGAGCGCCUGGCAGAGACUGGUCCCCCUCACCCAGCGGGCCACCACCGCCACCCUACUCCGCAAUGCACCUGUUCGUCAGAUGUCAGCGGGCAGUGUGCCAGGCUCUUCUGGUGAAGCUCUGCCUUACUACCUGUUCGUUGCUGUAUCUUUAGCUGGUGGAGUAGCAUAUGCAUACCAUACUGUCUCCAGAGACAGAGCCCGCUCUCAUGACCGCCAUGAAUACAUUGAAACGCAACUGAAACCCAAGCUAGGCUCAAUUGGAGAUGACAGUGUGACAGUGGAAACCGGAGAAGUCUCUGAAAUAACAGUGGAGGCUGUUGAAGCAGUCAUAGAGGAAGCUAUAUUGGAAGAGGUCACUGAGGCCACUACGUCUAUGGUGCAAGAGCAACCUGUAACUGAAGAGGAGGCCUCCUUGUCAACGUCAGAGGAGGAGCUAGCAGUGAACGCAGAGGUCUCACCAGAGCAAGGUGUGACCGUGGAAACCGGAGAAGUCUCUGAAACAACAGUGAAGGUUGUUGAAGCAGCCAUAGAGGAAGCCAUAGCAGAAGAGGUCACUGAACAGGAAGCUGCCCCCACUACAUCUGUGGUGCAAAAGCAACCUGUUACUGAAGAGGAGGCCUCCUUGUCACCUUCAGAGGAGGAGCCAGCCGUGAACGCAGAGGCUUCUACAGAGCAAGGUGUGACAGUGGAAACUGGGAAAGUCUCUGAAACAACAGUGGAGGUUGUUGAAGCAGUCUUAGAGGAAGCCAUAGCAGAAGAGGUCACUGAACAGGAAGCUGGUCCCACUGCGACUAUGGUGCAAGAGCAACCUACUUUUGAAGAGGAGGCCUCCUUGUCACCUUCAGAGGAGGAGCCAGCAGUGAACGCAGAGGCUUCUAUAGAGCAAGGUGCGACGGUGGAAACCGAGGAAGUCUCAGAAAUAACUGUGGAGGCUGUUGAAGGAGUCAUAGAAGAAGCUGUAGCAGAAGAGGUCACUGAACAGGAAGCUGUCCCCACUACAUCUCUGGAGAAAGAGCAACCUGUUGCUGAGGAAGAGGCCACCUUGUCGCCUUCAGAGGAGGAACCAGCAGUGAGCGCAGUUGCCUCUACAGAGCAAGCAGAACAAAAAAAUGCUGAACCUGUAGCAGAGGCCGUAGCUGUAGAGACCUCUCCUGUGCUUGAAGCAAGUUCAGACAACAUCCCGGAGGAGCUGAGCUCAGCAGCAGAAGACUGGUCAGAGCUCUCAGCUAGAAAACCAGAAGAGUCAGUUGAGAUUUCAGAUGCAGCACAAGAGAGUGAAGAGGCUAUAGAAUCUGAAGUUGCUGCAAGUUCCUAAAGACUGGAGAAAUCGUUCCACACAAAAACAGUAUAGUUCCUGAAAUUCAGAAUUUCCAAAUCCCAGAUACAUCAAGAUCACAAUCCCGAACCCAUCGUACAGUGCUGGCUGGUUGUUUCCUGUGAUGUCACUGUUCACUUCCAUUGGAAUCACUGGUGUUAUACUAUAGUAGUUCUGUCUUUCUUAUAUAUUGUUACUUGUAUUGCUGGAAGAGAGGUUAAGGGUGAUGUGGUACUAGUUUGUAAAAUAUAUAACAUGUUUUUACUGGUAAAGUAUUGAAUUAUUUUUGAUACCUUAAAAGAAAUAAGUCCGUUUU